ACAGUGCCAGCCAGGUGUGUGCUGGUGUGAGAGCAACACAACAGUGCCAGCCAGGUGUGUGCUGGUGUGAGAGCAACACAACAGUCCCAGCCAGGUGUGUGCUGGUGUGAGAGCAACACAACAGCCCCAGCCAGGUGUGUGCUGGUGUGAGAGCAACACAGCAGUCCCAGCCAGUUGUGUGCUGGUGUGAGAGCAACACAAGAGUCCCAGCCAGGUGUGUGCUGGUGUGAGAGCAACACAACAGUCCCAGCCAGUUGUGUGCUGGUGUGAGAGCAACACAAGAGUCCCAGCCAGUUGUGUGCUGGUGUGAGAGCAACACAACAGUCACCGUCCACAUCAUGACCAUCUAUAAAUGGUUGAUCUUGAGCCUCGUGGGUGUGGUAUCCUGUGCCAAGCUACCUGGGGGCAUUUUUGCUGGCGUUAAUGACCCAGCGACCACCCCCACCACACUUCCCACAGAGAGCAACACACAAUACACAUCUACCACUACAUCAUUAUCUUCAACGAACGAUAUACAGGACACUCCUACUACACUCCCUACAGUGAACGACACACAGCACACGCCUACCACACUCCCUACAACGAACGACACACAACACACGCCUACCACACUCCCUACAGAGAAUGACACCCAACACACACUCAUCACACUCCCUGCAGAGACCUAUACACCGCCCACACUCUCAAACCAAACCUACACUGUUUUGAUAUAUUCCGACGAGGAGCUUACAGUGACCCCCGCCACGCCUUCUGAAAUUGUUCAGCGCUGGUCCGAGGUGCCUGAAAUGCUGAAGGAUCCUAGUUCGCCAGUCAGUGGUGCCCUGACGGAUGAACCAACGUUCUUUGGUGUUGCUGGAAGAGGAGAUGACACAAGCAGGAACGUAUAUAAUAGUGACAACGAUGAUACAGAUGAUUACGCAGAUUAUAACAGCUUAAAGGAUAAUGAAUCUGACCGUGAAGCGAAAUAUGAGUAUGAAGAUGAGGGUGAUGACACUGAAAUGGAAGACAAUGAGGGUGAUGACACUGAAAUGGAAGACAACGAGGGUGAUGACACUGAAAUGGAAGACAACGAGGGUGAUGACACUGAAAUGGAAGACAACGAGGGUGAUGACACUGAAAUGGAAGACAACGAGGGUGAUGAUACUGAAAAUGAUGACGAUGGCGAUGGUGAUGACGCUGAAGAGAAGAGUGGAGGCAGCAGUGACGCCAAGUAUAGUGGUGAUGAUGAUGAUGAUGAUGAUACUGAGGACGAUUAUAACUACGAAGAGACUCUUUUCGAUAACUAUGACGAGUAUGAUGAAGAUGAUUACGACAACAGCGAGUAUGAUGGCUACAUAAAAAGUUACUGGGACAUCAACGACGAUAAGGAAGAACAUAAUAUUACAAACUACAAUAGUAAUGAUGAAGACGAUAACGACAAUGAAGAUCACAGCGACGGAAGCGAUGAUAAACGCGACAACACAAUGGACAAUGACAACAGAAUGGCGCACAUGUACCAUUUUGGAAAUGAGUCCAACGACUUGACCCCCAUGCACUCUAGUGGGACCCAAGGUCCUCAGAGGUUACUUGCCAGUGAAGAUCUACAUAUAUCUAGGACGAUCACAACGACGGACGCUGAUAUAGGCAGUGAAGGAUUGGUUGAAACUUCUACCACGGAGGGUGAGGAGAAGCAACCAUCGUACUACCAUAGUGAUGAGAGCAUAGCUAGAGGCGAGACAGUCAUCAUGCUGAGCGACACACAGCUCCGGCACCUGCAGGAUCUGGGAACUUCUGGAUAUGCAGAUGAGGAUCAGGAAGAAUAUACAGAAAGAUAUGACUACGAGGAUAAGGCAAGAGGUGAAGAAAGUACCACUUUCCUACCAGUCGAGAACUCCAGACAGGAAACAACAGGUAGGCCAGCUUUUCUAUCUAGUGACACAGCCCACUACUACAAGACUGAUUUCAUCACGAAUGAAGAAUUAGAACACAUGCUGAAAAGUUACCCUGAGUUUUUGUUCACUGGAGAACAGUGGGAAAAUGGUCAGGCUGGAGAAGAAGAGUUUGCUAGUACAGAGAGGGACGCUCACUAUGUAACUGAUGAAAUUAUCGAUGAAGAAAGGGAUGUGACAAAGUUGGGAUUAAAUUACACUGGACAGGAACGUAACGGAACCACACAAGGAGAAGAUCAACAUGAUGCAAGACUGACCUUGCUCUCACUUUCUGCACCAACCGAAAUAAAUUACUUGGAGGUCACCAAUCAAACAAGAGGAAAUCGAGGCGUUCUGAACACGACUACUCAAAAUUUUACUGUUGGAAACAUCCAAGAAGGGUCCCAGGGUAUGGUAAUUCCAGAUAUGUCCCACACAUAUAAUGAGCUUGUCAAGUCUGACCAACUAACAGCAGAAGAGAGGCAGGACCUAAGCGACCUGGAAAGACUCCGGAGGACGGUGGAAGCUCUGGGAGGGGAGAAAACUCUUCACAAGAACCUUGAAAUACACCAUAUCGUCCGGAGACAACUGCAGGGACACGAGGCUUGUAAGGUGUUGAAUAGGAGACGCAGGACCGCGGAAAACAACACUGUGGAAGAACAUAGUGAGGCUGAGAAGUUUCCUGAAUACUUAGUGAGAGUACGGCGAGGUGUGAGCAACGUUGGCAAGAGUCUGGAACAAGGUACCGCUAGAUACAAGCAACUUCUCAACCAGUACAAGAAAGUGUGUGACUUCAUCGCUUUGACUUUCUUCGACAAAUAAUCUCAUGCUCGAAAUUAUCUGGUGAAUUUCUGAAAUAACUAAAAUCUAAAUGUAACAAUCACGCACUCUAAGUUCAUAUAGUGUUAAUAAAGAUUAUUUUCCGGUAAAAAUAAUCUAGUACUACUAUUAAUAUUUUCGUAGGUAUAAUGCUUGUCAGGACACAGGACAGGUGUUUCCUGACUCGGGUCUUGGUUAUAUGAUGACCCACACCUAGAGCUUUUGGUCAUCUGGCCGAGGACUUCCGCUGGCUUACCAGUUCACAUCUUUAAAAAUCAUGGUUAUGAUUAUAACCAUUAAUAAAUAUUUUCGUAAUUGUCACGGUUAUUUUAAAAUAUAAAAUAAGCAUAUAAGAAACUUGCGCAGGAGUGUUAGUUAGUUAGUUUAAUAUGUUUAUUAUGCACCCCAUACCCAUCCCGUGGGCGAUAGUCACCACAUACCCAUCCCGUGGGCGGUAGUCACCACAUACCCAUCCCGUGGGCGGUAGUCACCACAUACCCAUCCCGUGGGCGGUAGUCACCAC
Cherax quadricarinatus is the source of this 3249-nucleotide messenger RNA. Its product is annotated as putative surface protein SACOL0050. The record is from RefSeq and is a predicted model, not a curated record. NCBI's taxonomy places the organism in Eukaryota, Metazoa, Arthropoda, Malacostraca, Decapoda, Parastacidae.